This is a messenger RNA of Ostrinia furnacalis (Asian corn borer), 1308 nucleotides long. RefSeq names its product venom serine carboxypeptidase-like. NCBI's taxonomy places the organism in Eukaryota, Metazoa, Arthropoda, Insecta, Lepidoptera, Crambidae. The record is from RefSeq and is a predicted model, not a curated record. Gene Ontology annotation, molecular function: serine-type carboxypeptidase activity. The coding region runs from base 1 to 1308 and encodes 435 amino acids. The transcript has 8 exons. Gene Ontology annotation, biological process: proteolysis.
AUGGGUCAGAGCGGAAUGGAACCGGGCAUCCUCCAUCUGACAUAUUGUGAAACUUUUGGAGGCACAAUCUUGACACCGUACAUACGAAAUGGCAGUUAUUCUUUGGCAAGGAAGUUAUCCACAGUUGACUCCAAGAACUUUUUGGGCAUUAAGAGUCAUUCAGGGUUCAUGACAGUGAAAAAAGAAUACGAUUCCAAUAUUUUCUUCUGGUACUUCCCCCACGACAGGUCGGCAGAGAAGCCAUGGGUAAUUUGGCUGCAGGGAGGACCAGGGUUUUCGUCUCUGGUCGGACUCUUUCAUGGUGUAGGGCCUUUGAAAAUUGAGGACUCUAAAGUAAAUCUACAAAAAGGAACGUGGGCAAAUGACUAUUCUCUGCUAUUUGUGGACAAUCCUGUCGGCGCCGGCUUCAGCUAUACGCGCGACGACAGAGGCUAUACGAGUGGGCAAGACGAAAUCGGUGAACAGCUGCUAGAGUUCCUGGUCCAGUUCCUCCAAGUGUUCUCAGAGCUGCAGGAUGCGCCCCUGUUCAUCGCAGGGCAGUCUUACUCAGGGAAAUACGUGCCGACUCUAGGACUCUACAUCCACAGAUACAGGAGUAAAGGGGGACGUAUCAAUUUGAAGGGCAUAUCUAUUGGCAACGGCCUGAUCGACCCAAGGAACCAGGUCGCUCACAGCGAGCUCUGCAGCCUUCUUGGUCUAUUGGGAAUCGACGAUUGUCACAGGCUGCUGAAAAUAGAGAGAGAAUGUAUUGCGUAUUUGGACAGAAGCAGGAUGAUCGACGCUGCUAAUAAAUUCAACGAGUCAAUAGAAUUUAUAAAAGCCAAGAGCGGCGUAAACGUCUACAAUCUGGAUAAGGAUCCGAUGUCCACUGCCUUCCCUUUAGAGGCGUUUGUGAACCGCGCGGAUGUGCGUGAGUGGAUCCACGUGGGUGAAACUACCUUCAAUCUGAACAAUCAGCACGUGUACAACAAGAUGCUGCCCGACUUCAUGAACACCACCAGGCCGUUUGUGGAGGAGCUCUUGGAACAUUACGGGGUGUUGUGUUAUAGUGGUCAACUGGACGUCAUCCUGCCGUACGCUCUGUCCAAGCGAGUGUACUCACAGCUGCGCUGGUCGCGACGCAAGCAGUAUGAAGAUGCGCCGCAGAUGCGCCUGCGCAAGUCCAGCAAUGGAGCAGUUGUUGCCUACCGGCAAAGUGGCGGCAACUUCGUAGACGUGGUGAUCCGACACGCGGGCCACAUGGUGCCGAGCGAGCAACCAGAGCUCUUUCGAUUUGUGCUGAAGGCGUUCAUAGAAGAAUUUAAAUGA